Papilio polytes (common Mormon) is the source of this 1726-nucleotide messenger RNA. Its product is annotated as facilitated trehalose transporter Tret1-like. The coding region runs from base 180 to 1673 and encodes 497 amino acids. The record is from RefSeq and is a predicted model, not a curated record. Gene Ontology annotation, cellular component: membrane. The transcript is spliced from 4 exons. Lineage: Eukaryota; Metazoa; Arthropoda; Insecta; Lepidoptera; Papilionidae. Gene Ontology annotation, molecular function: transmembrane transporter activity. Gene Ontology annotation, biological process: transmembrane transport.
CUUGUGUAAACGUAAUUACUGAAAUCAAACGUUACCUUUUCUUAAUGGGAAACAACACUAUAGAAAUUUCAAGAUGAUAUAUGUAACGUUAUUAAAUAAAUAAUUGUAAAGUAAGAAAAAUUGAAUUUAUACCAUAAAAUACAUUAUACAUAUCAUAAAGAAACUUUUUAAUUAAUACAAUGGAGAGCUAUUCGUACAAAGAAGUUAUCGAGGAAGCAGACCACAAAAACAAUGAAGUAAAUAAGAUAAAUCGUACUUUUCUACUACGUCAGAUAAUGGUUUGCAGUGCAAUUUGGUCCAGUUAUUUCUCGCUAGGCCUUUGUUUCGGAUCUCCUACAGUUAUAAUUCCGCAAAUCCGACGAGAGCAUAAUUCGACGGACGCAAUAAGUCAAGAAAUAGCUUCAUGGUUAUCUUCAGGAAUUGCGUACAGCGGAACAAUACAAGUGAUUAUAUUUUCCGUUCUACCUAAAUUUAUGGGACGUAAAGCAUGCUUCCUACUUACUUCAAUAAUAGCUAUGAUAGGUUUCGUGGUUUUAUAUUUUGCCAAGACUGCUACACAUCUUAUAAUUUUUGAAUCCAUCGAAGGAGUUCUAUUUGCCUGUCAAAUUACAAUAUGCAUAAUGAUCAUCACUGAAUACUCAUCGCCGAGAUAUCGAGGUAUUUUUUUAACGAUGAAAUCAGCAUCAUUUAUGUGGGGAGUAUGGGUAUCCAAUGCUAUAGGAACUUAUUUCCACUGGAGCAACAUUGCUGUGGUAGGAUGUGUUGUGACAGCCUACAUCAUAAUUACAACUUUGAAUUGGCCCGAGUCACCAUAUUGGCUCGCGACUAGAGGUCGGCUGAAUGAAUGCAGAGUUUCACAUCAUUGGCUCAAAGGGAACAGUGACGAAUCUAAGAAGGAACUAGCAAAUCUUAUCGAACGACAAACAGAUUUAUCGCGAGACGAAGAAAGUGAUUCACAAAGCUUAAGAAAAUUUUUUGCAGUUAUACGAAGAAAGACAUUUUACAAACCAAUUUUAUUGUCCAUGUUAAUUUUAACACUGUAUAAUUCAUUGGGUAAAAUGGCUUGCACAGUUUAUGCUAUAGAUAUAAUUCAAAGACUCACAGGCAGUGAAUCCAGGGCUUACACAAUAAUGUUAGUGCUUGACGGAGUCACUAUUAUUGGUGUGUAUAUGGGAUGUGCUAUUUCCAGAUAUGCUCGAAGGAGAUCCUUCCUAAUUGUCACUUCAGGUUUUGGUAUAAUAUUUUUAUAUUUAAUAUCGAUGUUUUUAUACUUAGUGUCAAGUGGCCUUCUUGAUAAUUAUGUUCUUGUGUGUCUGUUCUUAUUGUUAUGUUACACAGUGACAGUCAGCAGUGGCCCCAUGAUAAUGAGCACAUCUCUCGUCAGUGAACUGAUGCCGCUCUCAAAUAGAAAUAUGUUUGCUUUUCUGAUCGGUACAUUUUCUAAUUUCAUUUUUGCAUCGUUUAUAAAAAUAGCUCCGUUUCUCUUUACAAAGUAUGGUUAUUCAGCAACAUUCUUCAUUUACGCUUCUAUAGCUUUAGGCUGUUUUAUUCUUAUAUUCAUUCAUUUGCCAGAAACGAAAGACAAGACACUUCUGGAGAUUGAAAAGUUGCAUACAGAUAAUAAUCCGAAGAAAAAUAAAAUUAAAAAGCAAAGUGAAGUACCGAAGGAAUGAUUUUGAUGUUAAUAUAAAAUCAAUUGAAGGUCUAAAUUUUGACCAAAAUAUAA